Exserohilum turcica Et28A is the source of this 2281-nucleotide messenger RNA. RefSeq lists its product as uncharacterized. The record is from RefSeq and is a predicted model, not a curated record. Gene Ontology annotation, biological process: positive regulation of translation; nuclear-transcribed mRNA catabolic process, nonsense-mediated decay. NCBI's taxonomy places the organism in Eukaryota, Fungi, Ascomycota, Dothideomycetes, Pleosporales, Pleosporaceae. Gene Ontology annotation, cellular component: nucleolus; cytoplasm. Gene Ontology annotation, molecular function: mRNA binding. Bases 91 to 1935 code for a protein of 614 amino acids. The transcript is spliced from 2 exons.
CCCCUCUCUCCUCCACCUUGGCCCUCGAUCCCUCGCGCUCUCUCGAUAAGCACCCCGCCAGCAACCCGCCAGCACUGUCGCCCCCCCGCCAUGGCCCCGCAGCCAGGCUCCAACGGCGGCGUCCUGCCCGUGGCUCUGCUCCAAAAGAACGCCCCGGCACAGACUGCCCGUGGUCCAAAGCCCCCCCAGCCCCGCCUCAAGCUGAUCUGCCGCCGCCUCCCCCCAGGCCUCACCAGGGCCGAGUUUGUCGAGGCCCUGGGCGACGAGUGGAGGCUGGGCGCCGGCAAGCUCGACUGGCUCAACUACAGAAAGGGCAAAAUCUCCACAGACGCCGCCAAACCCUCCAAGCCCGCCCGCGUGUACCUGCACGUCACCAAGCAGGACCACGUCAAGGCGCUCGGCGACCAUGUGCGCGCCCUCAGCUUCCACGACGCCGCAAAGUCGUGGCAGGAUCCCGUCCUCGUCGGCCCCCCCACGCUCGAGUAUGCCCCCUACCCCAAGAUGCCGGGUGGCCGCCGCCGCAACGACAAUCGCCAGGGCACCAUCGACCAGGACCAGGAAUUCAAAGACUUUCUCGAGAGCCUCACCAACCCCAUCACCAAGCCCGCCGCGUCCGACAACGACGCUCCAAAGGACAAGGUCAAGACGACGCCUCUGAUUGAAGCGCUUCGCGAGAAGAAGGCGAAUAGGGAUAAGCCUAAUGCAAAGGCAAAUCGGCAGGCUCGGGGCGAGGCCAAGGAAGACGGUGCGGAUCGCGCUGAAAAGAAGAUCAUGACCAAGCCGGCAAAGGAAAAUACGCCCAGCACGGGGGAUAAGAACCGCCGUUCAAACAAGGCGGACAAGGCGCAGGCGACCAAGGACGCCGUCAAGAUACUCAACAAGGAGGCCUCCUCUUCCAAGUCAUCCGCUGUCGCCAACACGCCCGACAAGGCCUCUGCAACUCCACCCCCGGAGCGCAAGCGCGGCAAUGUUGCCCUUGCAAAGUCAAUGCUGCAGCGCGACCUGGGUGUAGCUCCUGCUCCCAACCGUCGGCGGGGCACCAAGCGCGAGGUCAGUACAGCUGCGCCCGACACUGCCACCCAAUCAAAGGAGACCAAGGCCUCAGAUGAAAAGACCAAGGACGCGCCCGCAGCAGCACCGCCUGCAACCUCUACCCCAGACAAGCCCGCUCAAACCAACAGGAAGGAGCGCCCAACACGGGCUGAGCGGCGUGCUUUCAAGGCGAACCAGGGCGACAAGGCCAACGAAAAGUUGGCCACUGCCGAUGCGAAACCACAGACACCACAGAAAACACCAGCCCCCCAGAUCCUCAAGAAGCCUCAGACCCCAGCACCGCCAAAAGGCCCUGCCGCCUCACGAGCUCCACCCACGGAGCCUGCUGCUGUCAGAAAUAGCCCUGCUCCAGCACAGCCGCAGGCCACACCCGCAAAGACAGAGAACCCGCCAACCCCGACCGCCGCCAACCCCCCAAAAGCAGCCUCAGCCUCGGCGGCUCCUGCACCUAUGAGCAAGCAAGCCUUCCUCAAGCACGCCAACCCUAGCCAGGGCAUCACCGAGCCUCUGAUCGAAGAAGCCAUGAGGGCUUUUGGAAGCAUCGACAAAGUCGAGAUUGACAAGCGCAAGGGUUUUGCCUAUGUCGACUUUGCCGAGCCCGAAGGCCUUUUGAAGGCCAUGGCUGCGAGCCCCAUCAAGAUAGCUCAGGGCGCUGUGCAGGUCCUUGAGCGAAAAGAAAAGGUUGCCAGGAAUCCUCGGUUCAAUGCACCGCCAGCUGGACCUGCUCGCGGCGGAGCUCGCGGCAACUUUGCUGCCCGUGGAGGCCGCGGCAGUCGCGGAGCUGCAAGAGGUGGAGGUCAAGCCGGUGCCAAUGCAUCUGCAGGCGCUAGCGACUCUGCUCCUGCUGUGGCCUCACCAGCCCCCGCGCCCGUCGCCACGUGAAGAGCGACUUCCAUGGUCCAGCUUUGUUGACAGUAACGAGCUGAUAUCACAGCCCCUGACGUGUAGGACCCGCCAUCAUACUACAGCAGUCACAGCCAUCAGUCUAUCACCAUCUCGCAUAGUCCUGCAUCAUCGAUAGCACGCCGUCGACAGAUUCGACCAGUCAGAACACAGUAUCAGUAGCAGCUAUCAGGCAUGAUUAUGUUCACACAUAGAUGAUACACAGAGCAUACAGUGUUUUGCUCCUAGCACCAGUCGGGUUUGAAGGAGGAAAAGGCGUCGAGACUCUAUUUCCUGUGAGUCAGGUACGCAGAGAGGCAUACCCGCUUGGGAUUGAUACGACAUG